Phoenix dactylifera (date palm) is the source of this 3520-nucleotide messenger RNA. NCBI's taxonomy places the organism in Eukaryota, Viridiplantae, Streptophyta, Magnoliopsida, Arecales, Arecaceae. The record is from RefSeq and is a predicted model, not a curated record.
UUUGCUGAAUCCUAUUAAACAAUGUUAAUAAUACAUUGAUUCACAUUAACUAAAAAAGCAAUUAUUAUUAUCACAUUGUUCGAGGAAGCGGCAUUCACUUUUGAUUUGGAAUCUUAUAGAAAGGAAGAAAAAUUUACUUGUUAGCCCUAACCCAAUCUUCUUGUUUUGUACAACUUAUGAUGGAUGCCAUGGUGAGAUAUGGAUCAUGGUUGUUUUGAUGGUAACAAAUGAGAUAUACAAAUCCUACAAAAGCUGCAAAAUGUAGAAGAAGCUCCAGCAUGGGCUUUUAUGUCCAGGGAGAACAGCCUCAUUGUGGGUUUCCUGAAAAGAAUUUUGCGAUGAAUUUGGAGAAAUUGGCUAGAAAGGGUUACCGGGUUCUUGUUGUGGAACAGACAGAGACACCUGAGCAGCUUGAACUUCGUCGUAAAGAGAUGGGGUCUAAAGAUAAGGUCGUGAAACGGGAAAUAUGUGCUAUGGUCACAAAAGGAACACUAACUGAUGGAGAGUCACUAUUGGCAAAUCCUGACACUUCUUACCUAAUGUCAAUUACUGAAAAUUGCCAAUGUUUUGAGAACCACAAGAAAGGAGAGACAAUUAUAGGUCUUUGUGUGGUUGAUGUUUCCACAAGCAAGUUCAUGAUAGGACAGUUCGAAGAUGAUUCAGAUCGCCACUGCUUAUGCUCAAUAUUAUCUGAACUAAGGCCUGUCGAAAUCAUAAAGCCUUCUAAAGUGCUCAGUCCUGAAACUGAGAGAGUCUUGAGGAACAAUACAAGAAACCCUUUAGUUAAUGAUUUGGUUCCUUUUACAGAAUUUUGGGAUGCUGAGAAAGCUAUUGGUGAGGUCAGAAAAUAUUAUAGUCUAUCAAGGAAGCUACCAGCAUCAGCAAAUGACAGCAUUUCUGCUAAUUUUGAGAAUCCGGCGAGUGAUUCAUUGGCCUUACCAUAUGUGUUUGCUGAGCUGGUGAGUGCAGGUGAUGAUGGAUUGUAUGCCCUUUCUGCUUUUGGAGGCUGCCUUUUUUAUUUAAGGCAGGCAUUCCUGGAUGAAACAUUGCUUAACUGUGCUAAAUUUGAGCCACUUCCAUGCUCGGGGUUUUUCAGCACUAUUCAGAAUUCAUAUAUGAUACUUGAUGCAGCAGCACUUGAGAACCUAGAGAUAUUGGAGAAUAACAGAAAUGGAGGUCCCUCAGGGACACUCUUUGCACAGUUGGAUCAUUGCAUGACAGCAUUUGGCAAAAGAUUGCUUAAACGAUGGCUUGCUAGACCACUGUAUAAUACAAGGUCAAUUGUAGAACGUCAAGAUGCCAUAGCAGCUAUGAAGGGCGUUGGUCUUGCAUUUGCGCUUGAAUUUCGAAAAGAAUUAUCAAGGCUUCCAGACAUGGAACGUUUGCUUGCACGCCUCUUUGCUAGCUGUGGGGCUAAUGGAAGAAAUUCCAAUAGAGUGGUUCUUUACGAGGAUGCAGCAAAGAAGCAACUCCGAGAAUUUAUUGCUGCUCUCCGUGGUUGCCAAUUAAUGGUCCAAGCAUGUUCUUCCCUUAGUCCUAUACUGAGCACUACAGAAUCUAGUCUGCUCCAUCAUUUGUUAACACCAGGCAAAGGGCUUCCAGACAUGUGCUCACUUGUUAGUCAUUUCAAGGAUGCCUUUGAUUGGUCAGAAGCUGAUUGCAGUGGGCGCAUUAUACCUCAUGAAGGAGGUGAUGUCGAAUAUGAUCUUGCAUGUAAAAGAGUGAAAGAGAUUGAAUCUGCUCUGACAAGGUACCUGAAGGAGCAACGCAAGCUGCUAGGAGAUGCAUCGAUAAACUAUGUCACUGUUGGGAAAGACAUGUAUCUACUUGAGGUUCCUGAGAGCUUGAGGGGUGCUGUUCCUAGCGACUAUGAGUUACAAUCAUCAAAGAAGGGGUACUUCAGAUACUGGACACCAAAAAUAAAGGAGUUCUUGUCAGAACAUUCUCAAGCUGAGGCAGAUAAAGAAUCUAAGCUGAAAGGCAUUCUUCAGAGGUUGAUCAAGUAUUUCAGUGAGCAUCAUAGCAAGUGGAGACAGUUGGUUUCUGCAACUGCAGAGCUAGAUGUUUUAAUAAGCCUGGCAAUUGCAAGUGACUAUUAUGAGGGACCAGCAUGCCGCCCAUUCAUUAUGGAAAUAUGCCAUUCAGAUGACAAACUUCCAUUUUUGUCUGCUAAAAGUCUGGGACAUCCAAUUCUCCAAAGUGAUGCCUUAGGCAAGGGUUCUUUUGUGCCCAAUGAUGUAAGUAUUGGUGGGGCAGGGCGUGCCAACUUUAUCCUUCUCACAGGUCCAAAUAUGGGUGGUAAGUCAACUCUACUUCGCCAAGUCUGCCUGUCUGUGAUUUUGGCACAGAUUGGAGCAGAUGUCCCUGCAGAAAGCUUUAAGCUCUCUCCUGUCGAUCGCAUCUUUGUUCGAAUGGGUGCAAGAGAUCACAUUAUUGCUGGCCAAAGUACAUUCUUGAUGGAACUUUCAGAGACUGCUUCAAUGCUGUCUUCUGCCACCCAAAAUUCUCUAGUGGCAUUAGAUGAGCUUGGGCGGGGCACAUCAACUUCUGAUGGACAAGCUAUUGCUGCAUCUGUUUUAGAAUAUCUUGUUCAUCGGAUACAGUGCCGAGGCUUGUUUUCUACUCAUUAUCAUCGAUUGGCCGUAGAAUAUGAGAAAGAUGCUAAGGUGUCACUGUGUCAUAUGGCUUGCCAAGUUGGAAAGGGAGUUAGCGGAUUGGAAGAAGUUACUUUUCUUUAUAGACUGACUCCUGGUUCAUGCCCCAAAAGCUAUGGUGUUAAUGUUGCUCGUUUGGCUGGAAUACCUGCCUCUGUGUUGCAAACUGCCAUGGCAAAAUCGCGUGAAUUUGAAGCAGGUUAUGGGAAGCGCGAGUAUGAAAGUGAAGGUGAGCUUCCAGAUCCAAUGAAGGAUGGUGAAGUAGUUGUUAUCAAGGACCUGCUUUGUAUUACUGAGAGAUGGAACUGCCAAAAGGAUUUCCGCGCCAUAAAUUUAAAUUUACUCAGUGAAAUGCAAAAGAGAGCUAGGGUUCUUGUGCUGGAAAGCUGAAUCCCAGUUUUGCCAUCUGUGAAUGGUUUUGCAAUCGAAGAAAUGACAAGCGUUUUACUUGAGUGCCAUUUUUGGUUAGGUCCACACAGCAAAACUGGAGAUUGCACUACUGGUGCUGAUUUGCUAUUGAGACCACCUUCACUGAUAAAGUCUUGGUAUACAGAAGGCCUACGCCGGCUGGUUGAUGAAUGGACCCGGAGAGCUUUACCUUUAUGUGUAAAUGACCACCGAAACACAUUUGGCCGGUUUGGCGUCCGAGAUGGAUAACAGCAUGACUAGCAUGAGACACCUAGGCCAGGUUGGUCAUAAUCUGGUGGCGCUAUUAGCCUCUAAAUGUCAAGUGACCCUCAAGAAAAUUGUGUAUAUGUCCAAAGGAAAAAUCAUUUGUUGGGGAAGCUUGCAACUUUUGCUUAGUUAUCAAUGAAAAUUUUUGUAUAAAAUGCUUUGGGCUGGAGUAUGGCCUUUGGUUCCUCUUU